AUAUUUCAACUACUAUAUAACCACCUAAAACACAUCAAACACUUUGCACACAACUACUGGAGAGAAAUUGAGAAAACCACUCUUGUUUAUUUGAAUAUGGUCUCACUUCACAAAGCACUAGCCAUGAGUCCAAAAAAAGAAUCUUCUACAGAUUUUGAUGGUCCACAAAAGAAGAGAAAAUGGGAAGAAUCACCACUUUCUGAUCAAGAAUUCUUUAAGGAUCUUACACAUGAUCUUGGGAAAAGAAAAUCCAUCUUUGAUAUUGAACUUCACCUCAAAACACCUUUGCCUUCAGAUAAAUGGCAACAAUACCUCACUGUUCAGUCAGGACAAAUACAAUUGUGUAACACAAAGAUGAAUAUGAAAACACAAGAAUCAAAAAGAGAGUACCCUUUACCUGAAAAAUCAUCUCUUGGUCAUUUAAGCUUAGACCUUGAGCUUAAUUUGACAUGUGAAACAUUGAAGAAAAAAGAAGAAAGUUAUUAUGAAAAGAAGAAUAAUCUAGUGAAUGAAUCAAUUAGCAAGAAUAAAAAGGAUUCUUCAUCAUGGUUAUCAUCAUCAUCAUCAAAUGGUGAUGAUUACAAAGAAAUGAUUGCAACAGUUUGUAUGAAGUGUCACAUGUUGGUAAUGCUUUGCAAAUCAUCUCCUUCUUGUCCUAAUUGCAAAUUCAUGCAUCCACCACCAGAUCAGAACCCUUCCAAAUUUUUGAAGAGAACAAGGUUUAGUUUCUUGACAUAAUCAAGAACAAUCACUUCUAAUUGGUCCAAUAAAUAAGUCUAUGUGAUUUUUAUUUUAUAUUUUUAGAUUAUUAUUAUUAUAUAUUUAAAACAAAAGGGUAGUGUUUAAUCUACCUCUAAGGAGUUGUAAUUUGACUGGUAGAAUGUCAAUGUGUGACUUAUUAGAAACUAACCUUGUGUAUCAUAAUCAUCAAAUUUAUGUAUAUAUAAGAGUGUAGUUCUUGUUCAUCCUAAAUUUAUGUAUGUUCUUAACUCAGUAGUAUGUUUCUUAAAGUUGUAAGGAAAUGUUUUGUACUAUACUACUAUGAUUUUAUUUUCCAGUAUAGUGUGAACAAAGUUUCAAUA
Molecule: messenger RNA, 1082 nt
Organism: Medicago truncatula (barrel medic)
Lineage: Eukaryota; Viridiplantae; Streptophyta; Magnoliopsida; Fabales; Fabaceae
Exons: 2
Coding region: 97-738 (213 amino acids)
Source: RefSeq, a predicted model, not a curated record